This is a messenger RNA of Odocoileus virginianus texanus, 1104 nucleotides long. RefSeq names its product peroxiredoxin 4 (gene PRDX4). Gene Ontology annotation, molecular function: thioredoxin peroxidase activity. The record is from RefSeq and is a predicted model, not a curated record. NCBI's taxonomy places the organism in Eukaryota, Metazoa, Chordata, Mammalia, Artiodactyla, Cervidae. Gene Ontology annotation, biological process: hydrogen peroxide catabolic process; cell redox homeostasis; response to oxidative stress. Gene Ontology annotation, cellular component: cytosol; endoplasmic reticulum.
GGGUUCUGGUGAGGGGAGCACAGUUUGUGGCUGGGAGCUGGCCUACCUGGCCACUCACGCCAGUGGGCAGGAGGUUCACUGGGGCCCCCUUUGGUGGGCAGCCCUUGUUGCCAACUUGGGCGCCUCGGCUCAGGCCAUAACAGAGGUGUCAGGAAAUAACACUAUCCCCAGGCUUUCUCUCCCAGUUUCUAAUUUAGGAGAGCCAGCUCAAGGCCUAGAAUUCACUAAGGCUUUGUGGCUAUUUGUCCAACAGUCAGCAUGGAACACCGAAGCCGACCUCGGGGCAUUGGUCUGAGCCGAGUCCCUGGAACUCAGUCCCGAAUUCCCCGGGCCCCAGUCCCCUUCCAUGUGGAACAGGAGGCCAGAGGAGAAGAUGAAUCGGAGGUUCGAGAGCUACCUCGUCCGAGAACACCUACCCCUGUCUACAGAUCACCUCAAAGUGAAGAAAUGACAGACAACGUUAUUAUGGUUUCCAAGCCAGCACCUUAUUGGGAAGGAACAGCUGUGAUAAAUGGAGAAUUUAAGGAGCUCAAGUUAACUGAUUAUCGUGGGAAGUACCUGGUUUUUUUCUUCUACCCACUUGAUUUCACUUUUGUGUGUCCAACUGAAAUCAUCGCCUUUGGUGAUAGAAUUGACGAAUUCAGAUCAAUCAACACUGAAGUGGUAGCCUGCUCUGUUGAUUCACAGUUCACCCAUUUGGCCUGGAUUAAUACUCCUCGAAGACAAGGAGGACUUGGGUCAAUAAGGAUUCCACUUCUUGCAGAUUUGAACCAUCAGAUCUCAAAGGACUAUGGCGUAUAUCUGGAAGACUCAGGCCACACUCUUAGAGGUCUCUUCAUUAUUGAUGACAAGGGAAUCCUAAGACAGAUUACUCUGAAUGACCUUCCCGUGGGUAGAUCCGUGGAUGAGACACUACGUUUGGUUCAGGCAUUCCAGUACACUGACAGACACGGAGAAGUCUGCCCUGCUGGUUGGAAACCUGGUAGUGAAACAAUAAUCCCAGAUCCAGCCGGGAAACUGAAGUAUUUCGAUAAAAUGAACUGAAAAUACUUCCUCAGGUCACAGUGCUUGAAACUUCUCAAUAAAACUCACUGUGUAUUACCA